This is a messenger RNA of Sceloporus undulatus (fence lizard), 5014 nucleotides long. It is a transcript of the gene GABRG3, whose product is annotated as gamma-aminobutyric acid type A receptor subunit gamma3. Gene Ontology annotation, molecular function: transmitter-gated monoatomic ion channel activity involved in regulation of postsynaptic membrane potential; inhibitory extracellular ligand-gated monoatomic ion channel activity; GABA-A receptor activity. The record is from RefSeq and is a predicted model, not a curated record. Gene Ontology annotation, cellular component: neuron projection; GABA-A receptor complex; synapse. Bases 609 to 1982 code for a protein of 457 amino acids. Lineage: Eukaryota; Metazoa; Chordata; Lepidosauria; Squamata; Phrynosomatidae. Gene Ontology annotation, biological process: nervous system process; regulation of postsynaptic membrane potential; monoatomic ion transmembrane transport. The transcript has 10 exons.
CUUCUUCUUCCUCCUCUUUCUCUCCUCUUCUUAAUCCUCCUCCUUUUUCUCCUGGAGGCGAUGCCCCCUUGGCUCCCACUCGCCCGGACUCUCGGGCAGCCCCUCAGGAGGGACCUGUUGGCAGCCACGGAGUUCCCGGAGCCUCUGCUUCUCCCAUGCUGAGCCCACCCCCUCUUCCUCCUCCUCUUCCUCCUUCCUCGGGGGGAGAUCCAGCGCCCGGGCUGAGGGAUCCUCUCCCUCUCCCUCCUCCUCCUCCUCCUCGGAGGGCUCUCCUCCUCCGCCGGCGCCUGGGAAGGGGAUCCCUGCUCUCUGCCUCUUGCCAGCCCAGGAGACCCAUGGCCGGAGCAAGAGCACCCAGCAGGACCGGGCUGCCCUGGGGCUAUUGAUCGGCAGAGAGAGAGAGAGAGAGAGAAAAGGAGACCAGAGCGGAGAGGAGGCAGGUGGGGCUGGAUCCUAGACUUGGGGCCCGGCAGGCGGGACCUGGAGCUGGGGGGGAGUCUGAAGACAGCCGGCGGAAGACCCCCUGCUCCCCCGCUCCCUGCCUUCAGCCUCCUCCUCCACUUUCCGCCGGGCUUCUCCUCCUCCUCAUCCUGCUUCUCCUCUGGAUCAUGUCCGCCAAGCUGCUCCUGGGCGUCUUUUGCCUCUCCGUCCUCCAAGCCUGCUCAAGACAGGUCAAAGAGGAUGACUUUGAGGAUUUUACAACAAACCAGAAAUGGGUAAUGUCUCCAAAAACGCAUGACACCGAUGUGACACUGUUGCUAAACAAGUUGCUAAGAGAAUAUGAUAAAAAGCUGCGGCCAGACAUUGGAAUGAAACCUACUGUCAUUGAUGUUGACAUCUAUGUUAAUAGCAUUGGCCCUGUGUCAUCAAUAAAUAUGGAAUACCAAAUUGAUAUUUUUUUUGCUCAGACAUGGACUGACAGCCGUCUCCGUUUUAACAGCACCAUGAAAAGAAGUCUCACUCUCAACAGCAAUAUGGUUGGGUUAAUUUGGAUCCCAGAUACAAUCUUCAGGAAUUCUAAAACUGCAGAAGCUCAUUGGAUUACUACACCCAAUCAGCUCUUGAGAAUAUGGAAUGAUGGGAAAAUCUUGUAUACUUUGAGACUUACCAUCAACGCCGAAUGCCAGCUGCAGCUACAUAAUUUCCCAAUGGAUAAACAUUCAUGCCCGUUGAUAUUCUCCAGCUAUGGCUAUCCUCAAGAAGAAAUGAUUUACCGAUGGAGAAAAAACUCAGUAGAAGCAGCAGAUCAGAAAUCUUGGAGACUCUAUCAGUUUGACUUCAUGGGUCUCAGAAAUACCUCUGAUAUUGUCCAAACUUCAGCAGGUGAUUAUAUAGUCAUGACUAUAUACUUCGAUUUAAGUAGAAGAAUGGGAUACUUCACUAUUCAAACAUACAUUCCCUGUAUAUUAACAGUUGUCUUAUCCUGGGUAUCAUUUUGGAUUAAAAAAGAUGCCACACCAGCAAGAACAGCCCUAGGUAUCACCACCGUGUUAACUAUGACAACACUCAGCACCAUUGCCAGAAAUUCUUUACCCCGUGUUUCCUACAUCACUGCCAUGGACCUGUUUGUGACUGUGUGCUUCUUAUUUGUCUUUGCUGCUCUGAUGGAGUAUGCAACACUCAACUACUAUUCAAGUUGCAGAAAGCCACACUGUAAAAAGAAGAAAAAGUCGCUACCUGAUGUCAGUUUUGGUCAUAUGAUGAAUUAUUCUGUACUAGAGAUGAGACCACCUCCUACAGUCAUUGCAUUGAAUAAUGCUAUGUACUGGCAAGAAUUUGAAGACAAUUGUAUCUAUGAAUGUCUGGAUGGGAAGGACUGCCAGAGCUUUUUCUGCUGUUAUGAAGAAUGUAAAUCAGGCUCAUGGAGGAAAGGACGGAUACAUAUAGACAUCUUAGAACUAGACUCUUAUUCAAGAGUCUUUUUUCCAACAUCAUUUCUUCUGUUUAACUUGGUGUACUGGGUUGGAUAUCUUUAUCUCUAAGGAAAAAGUGAAGGAAACUGUGUUUUCAUUCUUCUCAAAGGACAGUGAACAUACUGCAGUUCAGGACAUGGCCAGUUUCAUCGUAAGUCUGAAGAUCAUUUUACCUUUUCUCAUGAAAGAAAUAGAUUUUAUUUACACCUUUGUCAGAAAAAGACAAACAUUUUGUUUUUCAUUUCCUGUUUGAGAUAUUUGAUAAGUACACACCAGACACUGUCGUGUAAAUAGUGUUUAACUAUUCCUACAUGAUGGAGAAUUUGUUCUCUUCUCUGGGUUACAGAUUAUUAUGUAGCAUACAGGUGAGGAAACUAAGUAUAAGCACUAUGUUUAGGUUUUUCAUUCUUCUAUUCCCUUCACCUGUUGAAAAAUGUUCUAAGAACAAAUGCUUAUUGGUGCAGGUUUUCCAUGAUAUUAGCUGAAAUUACCUAUUUUUCUUUGAACUGUCUUUGACUCCAGUGAAAAACCACUGAAAUUCACUCCAUGGGUUUCCUUACUUUUGUCUUUGGUCUUAAUCUGAAAUGAAAAGUGUGUUUCAAAUGGCUUGUCACAACGACAGAGGUAUUAGACAAAUACUUUUAUUAAAUAUUCCUUUAAUACAAGGUAUAAAAUUCAUCUGACUGGUCAAAUACAGCAGGAAAUGCAUUGACUUUGAAAAUGAUACACUUGCAACUUGACAAGGCUUAGCUUGAUUAUGGUAGUGUAGCAGACUGUAGCUGACAAGACAUAGGUGCACUAUUUAAUAGCACGGGGAGGAUAGCAUUAGUUGCAGAUUGAAAUUUAUUUUCUUCCAUACAUUGAGUUGUUGUGGGGUUUUUUAAGUGAUUUUUUUCACCAGCAGAAAAGAGCUAUUUUGCUCAUUCAGAAUACAAUUGACAUACGUUAGUCAUGGUUCUGUGUGAGCUAAAAUGAAUAUACUAGUUCUUACUCACAUAGGGCAUCCAAUUCAUUUUUCAUUAGAGAGUCUUAAUCUGUAUAUGCAUUCUUUUGAGUGGCUGAGUUCAAUUCUUCCAUUUAAGUGAAUGGAGAAGUACUUGGUGGAGAAAUCCCCUACCCAUCAAGGUUCCUGCACUGGUAAGCAGCAUUUGGACUGGCACAGUAGAGGAUGAUGUUAUUAACAAAUAAAUAACAGCCUUGUGUAUGCAGAUAUAAUUUUCAAAAAUAUUGGGAGUUUCUGUCAUGUACAACAGAGUUGAAAAUUCUUAGGGAUGAAGAAUUGGAUUCCCCCCCCCCCCAAAAAGAUCUACAAGUAGAUUUUAAAUUGGAAAUGUGUUUUGUUUUGUUUUGUUUUUAAACAUGGUUCAUACAUUAAAUUACUGAAAGUACUUUUUCUGCAUUAUAAGCUAUUCAUUAUAGGUGAACCAUUACUUCUUUUCCCAGAGAUAAAUGUGUCAAAAUGCCUCUUUUUAAACAAAAAUAUUUAAGUGUUUUUUUUCCUUUUUUAAAACCACUAUCUUUGAAUAGAAUGGCAUCUUCAGAAGUGUACUAUCAACACCAUCAAAUGCCUUUUUCUGUCACUCUGAAGUAUUCAUGUUGCUUGUUUGAAAAUUUAUAUGUUUUAAUAUUGUGCACAGUUCAUAUUGUUCUAUAUAUUUCCAUUUACUCCUGAAAUGAAAAAAAAAAAAAGAAAGAUUUCCCAGAGCAUACUGAAAGAAAAUAGUUCAGGAGGUAUGGGAGAUUGGGGAAGGAUAUUUGUUGUAAUGCAUUUUUAAUUUCAAUAUUUUUGCAAAGCAUAUGUGAGAUUCUGAUAGUUACAAGAAAACAUUAAGGAAGGAUAAUAGAUCAGUGAUAGGGCUUAUAUUCUGUAUGAAAAAGAUCCUAGAUUCAGUUCUUGGCAGAACCAGGUAGAGCUGAAAAAGUCUGUCUGAAAGUCUGUAGAACACCAAACAUUUAGUGUAAACAGUAUUGAAUUAGAGGAACCAGUGGUCUGACUUGGUGUAAGACAAAUUCCUGUAUUCUUGAUGUAUGAUUAAUUCAAGUUUUAACAACAAAAUCUCCAGGCCAAUGGUAUAUUGCUAUAUAAGAGGAGCAAUAAUGCUUCUCUACUUAGCUGGAUGGCUUGAGAAGUAAACCUUCCCCAGUAAAAUACUGGGAUACUAUAUAAUCUCAGGCCAAGAUAUUAUCAUGUUUCAGUUAUAUAGUGUGUCUUUCCCUUAUGUGAGGGAUCUGUCCAGGACCUUCCCACAUAAGGGAAAUACCACAUAUGCUGGAGCCCCAUUGAAACAAUGGGGCUUGUGCCCAUGGCACACACGCCAUUGCCUCUUCAGGCUUUUUGUCUUAUGCAUAGAUGUCAGUUCCCCAUUCAACACCAAUCCACAUUCUUGUAAGAAAUGAAAUCCAAAUAGUAAAUAUCAAAGAGUUUUCUUUACUAAUAAGAACCUCAUGACCUAUCAUUAGAAAAACAAAGUAAUAAAAGUGAUUUGACAGCAUAAGUAAGGUUGAGAACCAAACUAAUAACCACCUAGUAAAAUAUCCUGCAAACACUCUGUCCAAUGGGUAAAUUUAAAUGGACCACAUUGGCUUCUGCUAGUCAUAAUUAGUACUUGACUUUUUCUUAAGAAAAUGGGAAAUUGCCAUCCUGUACCACUAAUUUCAACUGGAAAUUUUCCAGUUGGUUUUGUUGGAAAAGAUGAUUGUGUUCCAAGGAAAUUACACAUAUUAUUUGCAAUUAUAUAAAAUAUGUAAACCAAACUCUCCAUGUAUAGGAUAGUACUUUUAUAUUCUACCCUCUAUUUUCUAUACUGUGCCUUAUCCAAAAGAUUCAUCUGAUAGCAAACAAAAAUCCUUUUGUGCUUAAAAUCUUUCUUUACCAAAAUGUAGCAUCAGAAUACUAAUUCCCCAACUACAGCCACACAUCUUGCGGAAAUAUUGGGCUACUUAAGUUAUAAUUCAGGCAUACAUUUAGAAAACAAAUGUAUCAUCUCCUUUAACAAUCUCUUAUGGAAACAGUGCAGCACAUUGUUUUUGUGCAGUUUUGGGGCUAUGUGGCCAUGUUCCUGAUGUUCCACCAGCAUCUGUGGCUGGUGUCUUCAGAGAAU